AUGUUUUUCCACAAAUCUCUUCUAUUGGCUACCGCCAGUCUCUCCCUUUUCUUCUGCGAGUUCUCAUUCACCUCUGCCAGUCCGAUCAACGUCGAGCAGCGAGGUCUGCAACGUCAGAGCGUCGAGACCUCGCUUGAUGUUAGAGAUGACCUUAUCCUAGGUCGCGGUCAUCAACGUAAGCGCGAUCUGCGCUUCAGCGAUGGCGACGAAUCUCACGUAGACAAGUCCGCUGAUGCUCGAAGUGACAGCGGUCGCCUCGGCAAGUUAGACUCAAGGCACGGCGGCGUUGAUCUGAAUAUCAUCGGUCAUCCUCGACUGGAUCGUCGCGACAAGUGUAUUUCUGACUGUCCGCAUGCGGGAGAUCCAAACGGAGGUCCGGAUCCAGGCCAUCCUCACGUUUCCAAGCGUGAUAACGGAAUCGAUGCAGACUCGCCCGAACAAAUCUCCCGUCCCGGCUGGCCUCGCAAUGGCAUCCCAUAUCCGCCGUGGGGUCACACUCACGUUGUCCAGCGCGAUCACGGUCUCGGUUGGCAAGGCCCAGGCGGAACCUUUCGGCCUGGAUGGCCCCCUCGUGACAUUCCGCCUCCGCCCAUGACCAAUUGCCAAGAGGUGGGUCAACGCCCCCCGGCUUCGAGUAAGAUUGGUCGAGACUCCAUUGAGAAACGCAACGACAUUUCUCAUGCUUUGCGCAGGAGAGCUGAUGGCGUUUCAGGUGACGUGUCGACUUCCGACACCACCAUUGCUACUUCCAAGCCUGAUCUGUCCAAGAUCGGCAUCGGCAAAGGCGGUGCUCAUCGGGGUGUUCCGAGGUUUCACGGUGGCGAAGCUCCCUUGCCUAGCUUUCCCUCGCCUCCGAGUCCUCCACACCACCCUCCGAUCAGUAGUGUUGGAGCUGUUCCCGAUUCCGUCCAUGACCAGAACGUUCGUUUCAGCGGCCCCAGGCCCUUCGAGAGGUUGCCAACGAGGCACCUAGGGCAGUUCGAAAAGCGUUCUCCUUUGCAGCUCUCUGACGAUGAAGGCAGCCUGCCUGAUGCUCUUCAUGGUGCGUGGAACGACUCUGAACACGAAGUAUCGUCUGGAUCCAACCCGAACUCGAACGUGGGGGGAUCAGGAAAAAACGUAGAUCCGCUCACUACACAGCUCCUUCAGAACCCAAAGCAGCCGUACCUUCGAGGCUGCACUCGCUUCGGAGAGUGCAACGGCGCGCAUGAACUUUCGGAGCCUGCAGACCGAAUUGGUGAAACCGAUUCGUUGGUGGAAGAGCCUCCUAGCUUCGCUCCCAGGCACAAGCAAGAUCUCAAGCAUCACUCCUUGGAGCUCACGAGGCGUUACUACGGGGAAAACGGGGAUAUUUCCGCGCGCGAACAUGAGCCAAAGCUACUUGAGGCUAGGUCCAAGAUGAUGCCCACUCUCUUCACGAGAGACCAUGUCGACCAGACCAGCCAGAAACCGGUCUUGAUCACGUCUUCGGUUCAGCAUCAUCCGGCCGACAUUCAGGUUUUCGGAAUCUGUACUUGCAAUGGCAGCACUGAGGUGCAGAAGCCGGACACCAAAGUCAAUUGCCUCUCUGAGUUCCUCAACAGUGCUAAGAAGACGGCCAAGUGUAGUUUCACAGCAUCUGACAAGGUCACCUGCGUCGAAGAGGGAGGCAAGGACGAUAUGUCGGGCGGUGAUAACGUGUGGUGGCAGAUAGCUUUCUGCAAGAGGUGCCAGGAUGCAGGUGGCACGAGCGAUCCAAAGUUCAAGUGCCAUUGA
Molecule: messenger RNA, 1755 nt
Organism: Mycosarcoma maydis (corn smut)
Lineage: Eukaryota; Fungi; Basidiomycota; Ustilaginomycetes; Ustilaginales
Product: mig2-2 protein
Exons: 1
Coding region: 1-1755 (584 amino acids)
Source: RefSeq, a predicted model, not a curated record